Triticum turgidum subsp. durum (durum wheat) is the source of this 729-nucleotide messenger RNA. The record is from the annotation of a GenBank genome assembly. Lineage: Eukaryota; Viridiplantae; Streptophyta; Magnoliopsida; Poales; Poaceae.
AUGCCGCUCGGUAGCGUGGAGUCACACCUCUUCUCACGGGUGAUGGCGCCCCUGGCGUGGGCGACGAGGAUGAAGAUCACGCUGGGCGUGGUGAGGGGCCUGGCUUUCCUCCAUGAGGCCGAGAAGCCCGUCAUCUACCGCGAUUUCAAGACCUCCAACAUCCUCCUCGACCAUGACUUCAACGCCAAGCUCUCCGACUUCGGCCUCGCCAAGGAUGGCCCCGUCGGCGACAUAUCCCACGUCUCCACCCGCAUCAUGGGCACCUACGGUUACGCCGCCCCAGAGUACAUCAUGACAGCGAUUAGGGCACCUGACGGCGAUGAGCGACGUGUACAGCUACGGGGUGGUGCUGUUGGAGCUGGUUACGGGGCGCAAGUCACUGGACAAGUGUUGGCCGAUGCGGGAGCAGACGCUGGCGGACUGGGCGUUGCCGAUGCUGAUGCACAAGAAGUAGGUGUUGGGGAUCCUAGACCCAAGGCUCGGCUCCGACGACUACCCCGUCAGGUCCGUGCAGAAGGCGGCCAUGCUCGCGUACCACUGCCUCAGCAGCAACCCCAAGGCGCGGCCGCUCAUGCGCGACAUCGUCGCCUCCCUCGAGCCGCUGCAGCAACUGGAGCUCGUGCCCGCCAACUUGUGAUCCUCAUUUCAAGUUUUAGUCCAGGCCUUGCUGGUGUUGUCAGAUCCAUCGCCUCUACUUCAGCUCAUAGAAGCAGACUAGAAUUCAUGUGA